Vitis riparia (riverbank grape) is the source of this 2611-nucleotide messenger RNA. Its product is annotated as subtilisin-like protease SBT5.6. The record is from RefSeq and is a predicted model, not a curated record. Gene Ontology annotation, biological process: proteolysis. Gene Ontology annotation, molecular function: serine-type endopeptidase activity. Bases 35 to 2371 code for a protein of 778 amino acids. The transcript is spliced from 9 exons. Lineage: Eukaryota; Viridiplantae; Streptophyta; Magnoliopsida; Vitales; Vitaceae.
AAUAUCAACCCAUCAAGAUUGUGCAGCAUCAACAAUGAGGUUUUGUGUUUUCUUUCUGCUUUUCCUGCUUCCUCUCCUGGCCUCAUGUGCAGAAAGAAAGGUCUAUAUAGUAUAUUUUGGAGAACACAGUGGACAGAAAGCAGUUCAUGAGAUAGAGGAUUAUCACCACUCGUAUCUUCUCUCUGUGAAAGCAUCCGAGGAAGAAGCUAGAGAUUCUCUCCUCUACAGUUACAAGCACAGCAUCAAUGGCUUUGCAGCAGUUCUCAGCCCCCAUGAAGCCACAAAGCUUUCGGAGAUGGAUGAAGUGGUAUCAGUAUUCCCCAGCCAGCGGAAAAAGCACACCCUCCACACUACAAGGUCAUGGGAAUUUGUAGGCUUGGAGAGGGGACUGGGAAGAGAACAGUUGAAGAAGCAAAAGAAGACGAGAAAUUUAUUGGAAAAAGCCAGAUAUGGCGAUCAAAUCAUAGUUGGGAUGGUGGAUAAUGGUGUAUGGCCGGAGUCAAAGAGCUUUAGUGAUGAAGGAAUGGGACCUAUCCCAAAAUCAUGGAAGGGAAUCUGCCAAACUGGAGUUGCUUUCAACUCCUCCCAUUGUAACAGGAAGCUGAUUGGAGCUCGAUACUAUCUGAAGGGUUAUGAGUCCGACAAUGGCCCUCUUAACACCACAACAGAUUAUAAAUCACCACGUGACAAGGAUGGCCACGGAACCCACACGGCAUCUACGGUUGCAGGGCGAAGGGUUCACAAUGUUUCAGCACUUGGGUAUGCCCCCGGCACAGCCUCAGGAGGAGCCCCGCUGGCUCGUCUCGCCAUUUACAAAGUCUGCUGGCCGAUCCCAGGCCAAACAAAGGUGAAAGGGAACACAUGCUAUGAAGAAGACAUGUUAGCAGCCAUAGAUGAUGCCAUUGCUGAUGGAGUUCAUGUACUCAGCAUCUCUAUCGGGACUUCUACACCUUUCACUUAUGCCAAAGAUGGUAUAGCAAUUGGAGCACUUCAUGCCACCAAGAACAACAUUGUAGUGGCAUGUAGCGCUGGGAAUUCAGGCCCUGGCCCCUCAACUUUGUCCAACCCUGCACCAUGGAUCAUCACAGUUGGCGCUAGUAGCGUAGACCGAGCAUUUGUCACUCCUCUUGUUCUUGGAAAUGGCAUGAAACUCAUGGGACAAUCCGUAACCCCAUACAAGCUGAAGAAAAAGAUGUACCCCCUGGUAUUCGCAGCAGAUGUCGUCGUCCCUGGAGUGCCCAAGAACAAUACUGCAGCAAAUUGCAACUUUGGUUCCCUUGAUCCAAAGAAGGUGAAAGGAAAGCUAGUUUUGUGCUUGAGGGGCGGUAUUGCAUUGAGAAUUGAAAAGGGCAUUGAAGUGAAAAGAGCCGGGGGUGUUGGUUUUAUUCUAGGAAACACGCCGGAAAAUGGAUUUGAUCUCCCAGCAGACCCUCACCUUCUUCCUGCAACUGCAGUGAGUUCCGAGGAUGUGACUAAAAUUCGUAACUAUAUUAAAUCAACAAAGAAACCAAUGGCAACCAUCAUUCCAGGACGGACGGUGUUACAUGCUAAACCAGCACCAUUCAUGGCUUCUUUCACCAGUAGAGGUCCGAAUACAAUCGAUCCUAAUAUUCUCAAGCCCGACAUCACAGGUCCAGGACUAAAUAUAUUGGCAGCAUGGAGCGAAGGAUCAUCCCCUACAAGGUCAGAAUUGGAUCCCCGAGUGGUGAAGUAUAAUAUUUUCUCUGGAACAUCUAUGUCUUGCCCUCAUGUGGCUGCUGCAGUUGCUCUUCUCAAAGCCAUUCACCCUAAUUGGAGCAGUGCUGCUAUAAGAUCUGCUCUCAUGACCACAGCCGGACUUGUAAACAACAUUGGCAAGCCAAUAACUGAUUCAUCUGGCAAUCCAGCAAACCCUUUCCAAUACGGUUCAGGCCACUUCCGACCAACAAAGGCUGCAGAUCCCGGUCUAGUAUACGACACUACAUACACUGACUAUCUUCUCUACCUCUGCAAUAUUGGAGUUAAAAGUCCCGACUCCUCAUUCAAGUGUCCAAAAGUGUCACCCUCAUCCAACAAUCUCAACUAUCCAUCCCUCCAGAUCUCCAAACUCAAACGCAAAGUGACCAUCACAAGGACCGUCACUAAUGUUGGCAGCGCUAGAAGUAUAUACUUCUCUAGCGUUAAGUCACCAGUGGGAUUUUCAGUUAGGGUUGAGCCAAGUAUCCUGUACUUUAAUCAUGUUGGGCAGAAGAAAAGCUUCUGCAUAACAGUAGAAGCCAGAAACCCAAAGGCAAGCAAAAAGAAUGAUGCAGAGGAGUAUGCUUUUGGUUGGUAUACAUGGAAUGAUGGAAUCCAUAAUGUAAGAAGCCCUAUGGCAGUGUCUUUGGCUUAGUUUUGUCUAUCACUUCCAAAUUGGAGUAUAUAUAUGUAAGGGAUUAGAGUUUUCUCAGAAUGAUUGAAGAUUUGAAGGGAUUGCAAGGGCAGGAACAUGGAAAGAAGAUACUGUUCCUGGAUCUUUGGUUAAUCCUGUUCCAGGUUUUCUAAGAUUUGAAAUAAUAUUGCUAGUUGAACCUUGAUACCUCAAAAGCAAUGUGUCUUUGAACAUAAAUAGAAUGAGAAUUCUGCUCAUCAA